AUGGAUUCACCACCAAUCGAUUGGGAGCAGGCUUUACAGGAGGGCCGGUCCUUGCACCCGUUACACCGAUGUCGUUAUCCCAUUGUUUCGAGUUUUCGAACAGCCAAAUUAUAUUGGGUUGCCAUUGAUAGUUCAAUAGUCCAUACCCAGGGCGAAUACAUGCAGUGGAUCAAAAAGCUCGCCCCAGAUGCAAACAUCGGCCAGUCUUCCGUUCUGUUCCCGGUCCAUGAGCUCCAGUUAGCCAAAGUUAUCAGCGAGUUCCCUGAUGCUCGUGUGCUGCCAGGAACCAUUGACAACGCCCGGCCACAGAUCUCUUUGCGCACGCUCACUCUGCCAAACACAACUGAAGUCUGUGUCACUCUUUACCUCAAGGUACAGAACCUUGUUCGUACAAUGAGCGAGUGGAGCAUCAUGAUGGGACAACAACUCAGACAGGUUUUACCUGUUAUUGAGGCCGCGUCUGCAGAGUUUGGCGGUUCUUUAAUGAUGGCACGGGAAUACGCAGCUGCGGCCUCACCGAGCCAACAUCUUGGCUGUAUCAUCCGUGAAAGCAGUGAAUCACAAGCUGCUCGGACAGGUGACAGAAUAAUCGUCUGCGCGACAUUAUCCGAGAAUGUGGACGUGAUCUGGGGCGACCGUCCGGACAAGAAAGCAAUUCUACGCGAGUACGCCAGCAAAUUUCUUCGUGCUGUCCUCCCUCCAUUGUUCAAGUAUGGUCUUGGGCUAGCAGUACAUCGCCAAAAUGCUCUUUUACGGCUAGACCCCUUAAGCAAGGAGAUCAAAGGGUUUGUCAUACGGGACCUUGGCUUCAUGAGAGUCCAUCGACCAACGUUUAGGAAGGGAACAUGCUUUGACAUCGAAACUCCCAAAACAAGCAUCUAUACGGAGACAUUGGAAGAGGUAUAUCAGUAUAUGUUUAACCCAGCCAUAAUCGGUCACCUGUCAUCCUUUGUCCGUGCCUUGCAUCCCGGCCUUGCUGGAUGGAAAGUAAUUCGUGAAGAGCUCGAGAGAAUCAUCCCAGAUAAUGACUCAAUCGCGCGGUCUGUCUGGCUGCAAAGCCCGGAAUUCCCGACCAAGGCCAAUAUCACUAUGGAAGUCCAUGGCUAUAGCGGCUUGCACCCUUUUGUCAACGUUUCCAACCCAUUGUAUUACUGCCAACUCAAUGAGGAGCCUGAUCACUCUGUGUCUUAG
Aspergillus fischeri NRRL 181 is the source of this 1191-nucleotide messenger RNA. RefSeq lists its product as uncharacterized. Gene Ontology annotation, biological process: siderophore biosynthetic process. The record is from RefSeq and is a predicted model, not a curated record. Lineage: Eukaryota; Fungi; Ascomycota; Eurotiomycetes; Eurotiales; Aspergillaceae. Bases 1 to 1191 code for a protein of 396 amino acids. The transcript has a single exon.